Molecule: messenger RNA, 2347 nt
Organism: Gossypium raimondii (Peruvian cotton)
Lineage: Eukaryota; Viridiplantae; Streptophyta; Magnoliopsida; Malvales; Malvaceae
Product: very-long-chain aldehyde decarbonylase CER1
Exons: 10
Coding region: 75-1970 (631 amino acids)
Biological process (GO): lipid biosynthetic process
Molecular function (GO): iron ion binding; oxidoreductase activity
Source: RefSeq, a predicted model, not a curated record
AUCUGUAAGGGUAAAAACUUUACACUCAUAAUACUAUAUAUAAUAUCCACUUCCAAAGACAUUUGCAUGUGUAGAUGCUAUAUAGCUACUUAAGCAUGGCUUCUAAACCAGGAAUCCUCACUGACUGGCCAUGGAAGCCUCUUGGGAGCUUUAAGUAUAUAAUCCUAGUUCCUUUGAUAACGGAGCACAUAUACUCGUUUAUGGUGAAGGAUGAAGAUAUAGACGUGUCCAAGCUGGCCUUAUUCCCAUUUGUGUUAUGGAGAAUGCUUCAUAACCAGCUAUGGAUUAGCCUUUCUCGUUAUCGAACUGCCAAAGGCACCAACAAGAUUGUGGACAAGGGCAUUGAAUUUGACCAAGUGGACAGGGAGAGGGACUGGGAUGAUCAAAUAAUGUUCAACGCAAUCCUGUUUUACUUGGGCAACAUCUACGUUCCAGGAGGUUCACACUUACCCUUUUGGAGAUUGGAUGGUGUGAUUAUAACCAUGUUGCUCCAUGCCGGCCCUGUGGAGUUCCUUUACUACUGGCUUCAUAGAGCACUGCAUCACCAUUAUCUUUACUCUCGAUACCAUUCUCAUCAUCAUUCCUCCAUUGUCACUGAGCCUAUUACUUCUGUGAUUCAUCCAUUUGCAGAGCACAUAGCAUACUUCCUCCUGUUUUCAAUACCCAUCUUGACAACGGUGCUAACUGGUACCGUCUCCGUUAUUGCCUUAGCUGCCUACGUCACUUACCUGGACUUUAUGAACAAUAUGGGCCACUGCAAUUUCGAGCUUAUUCCUAACUGGCUCUUCACCCUUCUCCCUCCUCUCAAGUACAUCAUUUAUACUCCAUCGUUUCACUCGCUGCACCACGUACAGUUUAGAACCAAUUACUCGUUGUUUAUGCCAUUUUAUGAUUACAUCUAUGGCACAAUGGACAAAUCUAGUGAUAGCUUAUAUGAAAAAUCACUGAGAAGGAAAGAAGAAUCACCCUAUGUGGUGCACCUAACGCACCUAACCACACCCGAGUCUAUUUAUCAUCUCCGCCUUGGAUUUGCCUCUUUCGCCUCUAAACCAUACACACCAUCAACUUGGCACAUGUGGCUCCUCUGGCCUGUCACACUGUGUUCCAUGAUGCUUACCUGGAUAUAUUGUUCCACUUUUGUUGUCGAAAGCAAUCGGUUUCAUAAUAUCAUACUACAGACCUGGGCUAUACCCAAGUACAACAUACAGUACCGCUUGAAAUCGCAAAAACAAUCCAUCAAUAACUUGAUUGAAGAAGCCAUAUUAGAGGCAGACGAAAAAGGUGCUAGAGUGUUGAGUCUAGGCCUCAUGAACCAGGGUGAAGAGAUGAACAUGUAUGGUGGGGUGUAUAUGCAAAAGCAUCCCCAGCUUAAAGUGAAGUUGGUAGAUGGAAGUAGCUUGGCAGUUGCAGUUGUGUUAAAUAGCAUACCCAAGAGAACUACACAAGUAGUCCUUAGAGGCAAGCUGACUAAAGUUGCAUGUGCUCUUGCCUUUGCGCUAUGCCAAAAGCGCAUUCAAGUCUCCGUAUUGCGUGAGGAUGAAUAUGAAAAGCUUGAUAAAUUACUUGGCACCAAGUCUGAGGGUAAAUUGGUUCUCUCAAAAAGUUACACUUUUAAGACAUGGUUAGUUGGAGAUGGAGGAUUGAGUGAAGUAGAACAAAGGAAAGCAAGCAAAGGAACUCUAUUUAUUCCCUUCUCGCAAUUCCCACCAAAGAAGUUGCGGACGGACUGCUUCUAUCAUACCACACCGGCCAUGCAAACUCCGUUGGCCCUUGAGAAUGUGGAUUCUUGCGAGAACUGGUUGCCGAGGAGGGUGAUGAGCGUAUGGCGUAUAGCUGGGUUAGUACAUGCACUGGAAGGAUGGGAGGAACAUGAAUGUGGUUACACCACGUCAAACAUUGAAAAAGUCUGGGAAGCAACUCUCAAGCAUGGAUUUCAGCCUCUAAGGGUCCCUACUCAUUUAAAAUCCUAGAUAUUUUGUCACCCUUCUCUCUCUCUCUCUCUCUCUCUCUCUAUAUAUAUAUAUAUAUAUCACGUCCUAUCAUAUCUUAUGGUCUUCUGAAUUAUAGAAGUACAAUUUUAACUACUAAUGGUGGAACACAUCAUUAUUGUCUCAUUUGACGGUUUGUGAGAAUUUCAAAGUUAAAUGAGAUGAGGUUUAGGUUAUUAUAUUUGUAAACUCUUUUAUUAUUAUAAUAUAGUUGCUUAUUUGUAUUAAAAAAAAUUAGUUACUAUUUUUUGCCCAUAAGUGCUUAGCUAAUUUAUAGAAACAAAUUGGGGUGCUUUUAUGGUGUAAGUUUAUUACUAUAUUCUGAUGCUCUCAAAAGAUUAUUAAGUAUUUGUAUUUUA